UCCCUGUUUCUCCACUUACAGUCAUGACUUCCUUCAGUUCAUCCCUCUCUGGUGAGCUGCUCCAGUGCCGUAUAUGUCUGGAGGUGCUCACUGACCCAGUCACCACUUCAUGUGGACACAACUUCUGUAAUGUUUGUAUUGAGGCAUGCUGGGAGAGUGGACAGCUCUAUCUUUGCCCUCUCUGUAAGGAAGGAUUUGAUAGUAAGCCAAAAUUGAAAAUAAAUGUAGCAUUUCAAAAGGUUGUUGACCGUUACAAGGUGCAUCAACAGCCAAAGGAACUCCAACACCAAACAAAAUCAUUUCAUCACAUUUUAUGUGAUGUCUGCUCUGAAAACAAGCUAAGGGCAGUAAAGUCUUGUUUGCAGUGUGUAACAUCUUUCUGUGAGACUCACUUGACCAAUCAUAAAACUGCACCAAGGCUUGUAAGGCACAAACUGAUCGACCCCGUGGACAACCUGGAAGAUUAUAUCUGCAAAAAUCAUGAUAAACCACUGGAGAUGUUCUGCAGGGACGAUAAGACCUGUCUGUGUCUGUUUUGCACUGAAACAGAACAUAAAACUCACAAUGCUGUUUCUAUUGAAGAAGAAAGUGUACACAAGAGGGUUCAACUGGAAAAGACACAGGCAGAAAUAAAGCUGAUGAUCCAGGACAGAUGUAAUAAGAUUAAGGAGAUAAAAAACUUGGCAAAGUCCAACAAGAGGACCAACGUGAGAAAUAAAGCAAAUAAAGUUGAGCUGUUUACCGAUUUGAUCCACUCCAUUGAGAGAUGUCAGUCUGAGUUGCUGGAGGUGAUGGAGCAGAAGCAGACAGCUGCAGAGAAUCAGGCUGAAGAGCUGAUUAAAGAGCUGGAGCAGGAAAUCACUGAACUGGAGAGGAGAAACACUGAGCUGGAGCAGCUCUCACACACUGAAGAUCACCUGCACCUCCUACAGGUCUACUCAUCUGUGUGCAGCCCCCCAGAAGUCAAGAGCUGGACUAACGUCAACAUUAACACUGAUCUACUUAACACAGACAUUCUGGAUAAAGCUCUUACUUGCCUCAAGGAAAAAGUCAACAAGGAACUGAAAAAAAUCCAUGAUAUCACUCAACCUUCUGUUGUUCACGGAAUCAACUUCAAUCCCCCAACAUCACAACCUUCAACCAAUAGGAUAUUUGCUCCCUCCCAUCAUUCACUGGUACCUAAAAGUUCUUCAGCUAUGGAGAAAAUAGAUACUUUGAAAACACAGAAGAGCAUCCUGACAGAGAUCUCAAAUAUUAAAACAAGCAAAAAUCAGACAGAGGGCAAAAUCUACUUUACUCUGGGUAAAACAGACUGUGGCCCUCGCUCAGCGAAUAAAGCAGAAAAUAUUAAUAAGCAAGUGAAUAUCUCAUGGUUUGGUCUGGGUCUAAAUACAAUACAGCAACUUUACGGAGUGGAUGUGAUUUUGGAUCCUAACACAGCUCAUCCUAAACUCCUUCUGUCUAAAAAUGGGAAACAAGUGAGUCAUGGUGGAUCCUGGAGAGAUGUUCCCAAUAACCCUGAGAGAUUUGACUCGUCUGCUUGUGUCCUGGGAAAGGAUGGGUUUUCCUGUGGGAGGUUUUACUUUGUGGUCCAAGUCGGUGAUAAAACUGAAUGGGACUUAGGUAUGGCUCGAGAGUCCAUUAAGAGAAAGGGGAAAAUAACAGUGUGCCCAGAGAAAGGAUUUUGGUGUAUUUGGCUUAGAAAUGGCGGUGAAUAUGUGGCUAAUGAAUAUUGUCCUGUUCCUCUUUCUCUGAAAGACAAACCCCAGAAAGUGGGGGUGUUUGUGGAUUAUGAGGAGGGUCUGGUCUCCUUCUACAAUGUGGAGACCAAGACUCUUAUCUACUCCUUCACUGGCCAGUCUUUCACUGAAAAAAUCUAUCCAUUUUUCAGCCCUUGCUACAAAAGAGGAGAUAUUAACUCAAAGCCUCUGAUUAUCCAUACUGCCUAAUUACAGUGCAAUGCAAAACUAUUCCUUUAAAGAAAUAGUUAAUACAACAACAUAUGUGG
This is a messenger RNA of Carassius carassius (crucian carp), 2008 nucleotides long. RefSeq names its product E3 ubiquitin-protein ligase TRIM39-like. Bases 24 to 1949 code for a protein of 641 amino acids. The transcript is spliced from 6 exons. The record is from RefSeq and is a predicted model, not a curated record. Gene Ontology annotation, molecular function: protein binding; zinc ion binding. NCBI's taxonomy places the organism in Eukaryota, Metazoa, Chordata, Actinopteri, Cypriniformes, Cyprinidae.